Meloidogyne enterolobii is the source of this 197-nucleotide messenger RNA. The record is from the annotation of a GenBank genome assembly. Lineage: Eukaryota; Metazoa; Nematoda; Chromadorea; Rhabditida; Meloidogynidae.
CUCAACCAUACAUAAAAUCAAUUACAACAAUGGAAAUCCUCCUGACAUUUAUUGGGAUUUCAGCUGUUUUAGCGAAUUCAUCCCAAUCGGAUGGAUUUCAUUUUGCAAGUAUGGAAUUGGUUGGGUUAAAAAAUGUAAAUUAUGUGCCUGUUAUAUCGCCUGAAGAGCUGAAUGAAUUUUUUAUUGAAUUCGGUUAG